Molecule: messenger RNA, 2436 nt
Organism: Brassica napus (rape)
Lineage: Eukaryota; Viridiplantae; Streptophyta; Magnoliopsida; Brassicales; Brassicaceae
Product: putative leucine-rich repeat receptor-like serine/threonine-protein kinase At2g24130
Exons: 2
Coding region: 286-1830 (514 amino acids)
Biological process (GO): protein phosphorylation
Molecular function (GO): protein binding; protein kinase activity; ATP binding
Source: RefSeq, a predicted model, not a curated record
AAAUCUUGAUUGGUAAAAAAGUGGUUUUUAGAAAAUCAAAAACCAAAAACUACUGCAAAUAAUUUUUUUCUAAAACUUUAAUAGCUAACGAAUAGUUUUAUGGAAAAUAAAAAGUCAUUGUAAAAUAUUUUUCAGGUUUCCAAACACACACACGAUCAUCAAAAAAAAAGAACAUGGGCUUCCCACUCUGUUUCAAAAUAACCGCCAACACGUCAAAUACACACACAGAAACUACUUCCCUGCUUUGUCUCCCAAGAACUUUCUUUCCUCUAGCAAACUUCUCCAAUGGCGUCUUCUCUCUUCAUCAUCUUCUUCCUCACUAUACUCCCCCUCUCAGUUCUCUCCGCCACAGUACUCGAAGACCUCGCAAACCUCACUCCCCCUCCCGACUUCACCAACACCAUCACCCAAAACUGCAUCCGCAACCCACUCCUCCGCUACUGCAACAACACUUCCUCUUCCUCUCCCAUGGACAUCGUCGAGAUCUUCCGCUCCACCAUCGUCGCAAGCCACCUCUGCAACGAGUCCAAAAACCCAAACUGCGUCGAGUCUUUCCCCAAGAUCAGAAUCCACAGCCGCCCCAAAACCGCCGCUCUCUACCUCUCCUUCGACUUCUUCUGGAAGUACUGUCCCUUAACCGUCGUCGAGAUCGAUCUCGUCAACAACUCUCUCAACAGCGAGUUCCCCACGAACGUCCUCUCUUGCGCUCAGCUUCGAACCCUUGACCUGAGCUACAACCAGCUCUCCGGUUUCGUCCCGGUUCAGAACCUAACCGGUUUAGCGAACUUGACGCGUUUAAACCUCUCGUAUAACCGUUUCUCCGAGGAUAAUAAGAUCUCCGACUCCGAGUUCUUCAAACGGUUCAACGCCUCGAGCUUCGUACACUCCGGUGUUCUUCCGGAUGCGAAGCGUUACAAGGUGAAGGUUCUAGUCUUGUUGAUUGUGUUUCCGAUAACGGUGAUCCUCCUCUGUUUCUGCUUGGGGUGGAUGUGUCUGAAAAGACCUGAUUACUUACCGAGAACGUGUCGGAGAAACCACAAGUUCACGUCCGAGAUGAUCGACGCGGCGACGGACGAGUUUUCGGACCAGAAGCUUGUGAGCAAGAGCGGUGGGGUGGAUAUUUUCAGAGGAACGUUGAGAGAUGGUACGGAGGCGAAGAUAGAGGUUUAUACGGAGAAGGUUUCGAAAGAGAAGAGGCGUGAGUUCGCGGAAGAGUGUGAGGCGGUUUUUAAGUUAAGACAUAAGAACUUUGUGAGAGUUUUGGGUUGGUGUAAUGGUAGAAGCUUGAGAGCUUUGGUUACUGAGUGGACUUAUGGUGAAAGUCUUGAGACUUGGCUGAACUCUUCUUUGGCUUGUUCGUGGAGAAGGAGGCUAAGAGUUGUUAUGGGAGUUGUGGAUGGUUUGUUUUAUGUAUCGGAACAUUGGCCUGAGGUUACACUUGGUCUUAGCACAAGCAGUGUUUUGUUGUCGGAUAAGGAUCAAGAACCGUUGAUCUCCCAGUUCAAGAUUGGAGAUGGAAACAACUCAUCAACAAAUAUAUUCAACUUUGGAUUGUUUCUUUUGGAGAUGAUUACGAAUCUAAGACCUGAUGAGGCACAAGAAGAUUCAGACAGGAGGUAUCUUGAGUACAUAAGAGUUCAUUAUCCGGAUAAUCUAGAGAGAGUGAUUGAUGAGAAGAUGAAGGUUGAGGAGAGGAUGUUGGAGAAAGUCAAGCAAGGGAUUACACUUGGACUUAUGUGUACUGAUAAGCCACCAUUGAAGCAACCGAGCUUGACGCAAAUUUAUGACUUGGUGGUUUCUUUGUAUGAGUCUAGCUCAAGGCAUCAUUGAGAUAGUGUUUAGUUUAGGGUUUGUUGAAGAAUUUAAGCUUUUACUAUUUAGUUUUAAAUUUUCAGAUGUUUAAUGGGAUUUCUACGGAUUUAAAAAAACAGAUUUUGUGUUACUUUGUUAGUGAAAUUGAAAUUUCUGUGAUUAUAAAUAUUUAUAAUUGAAUUAUUCUUGGAUUCACCAUGAACCUCUAGGUUCACCAUAUAAUGUUUUCAUAAGUAACUGUAUGUUUCCCACUGAAAAAGCCAUCGACAGUUACUUAUGAAAACAUUAUAUGGUUUUUGUAUUCUCAAAUUGAAGCAAUUUUAGUUUAUAACUAGAUGUCUUCCGCGCGAAACGCACAGAUAAUUGCUUUUAAAAUUUUACAAUUAGUUUUGUUAUUUAAAUAUAGAAUAUUGCAGAAUUCCAUAUGUACAUAAACUAUGUACUAUGUAAAAUAUAGUAUAUGAGGGGAGACAUGAUUUUUUUUGUUGUUUUAGUGUUUCAUAUAUUUUUAGCAUUUUUGUACUUAGAUUCUUUUUAUUAGUUUGCCAAAAUACCAAAAUUGUAUUUACAAGUAUCAAUAUUACCCGAUUUUAACAACUUUUAGCUCGUAAUCUACAAAGUAAA